Messenger RNA from Poecile atricapillus (Black-capped chickadee), 6139 nucleotides. RefSeq names its product pumilio RNA binding family member 1 (gene PUM1). Gene Ontology annotation, cellular component: cytoplasm; cytosol. Gene Ontology annotation, biological process: regulation of mRNA stability; miRNA processing. NCBI's taxonomy places the organism in Eukaryota, Metazoa, Chordata, Aves, Passeriformes, Paridae. The record is from RefSeq and is a predicted model, not a curated record. The transcript is spliced from 22 exons. Gene Ontology annotation, molecular function: mRNA 3'-UTR binding. Bases 167 to 3730 code for a protein of 1187 amino acids.
CCGCCGCGCCGCCAUGUUGUCGGAGUGAGCGGCCGGGGAGAGGCAGCGGCGAGCGGCCGGGGGGGGCCCGGCAUCCGUCUGCAUCCGAGCGCUCCGCCCGUGAGUAGCGGCCCGGCGCCGGCCCCGCCGCGCCGCGGACCCCCGCGGACCCGCCGGUGUUGGUGGAAUGAGCGUAGCGUGCGUUUUGAAGAGAAAAGCAGUUCUGUGGCAGGACUCGUUCAGCCCCCACCUGAAGCAGCACGCUCAAGACACAGCCAACCCCACCAUGCCUGUGGUACUGACAUCUGGCACAGGCUCGCAGGCUCAGCCCCAGCCAGCUGCAAACCAGGCCCUUGCAGCAGGGACACACUCCAGCCCCGUGCCAGGAUCCAUAGGAGUGGCGGGGCGCUCCCAGGACGACGCCAUGGUGGAUUAUUUCUUCCAGAGGCAGCACGGGGAGCAGCUCGGGGGAGGAGGCAGCGGCGGCGGCGGCUACAACAACAGCAAACACCGCUGGCCCACCGGGGACAACAUCCAUGCAGAGCAUCAGGUGCGUUCCAUGGACGAGCUGAAUCACGAUUUCCAAGCGCUGGCUCUGGAAGGACGGGCUAUGGGAGAGCAGCUGUUGCCGGGUAAAAAGUUUUGGGAAUCUGAUGAUUCCAGCAAAGAUGGACCAAAAGGGAUAUUUCUGGGAGAUCAGUGGAGAGACAGUGCUUGGGGAACAUCAGAUCACUCUGUUUCCCAGCCCAUCAUGGUUCAGAGAAGACCUGGGCAGGGUUUCCACGUGAACAGCGAGGUGAACUCGGUGCUGUCGCCGCGCUCCGAGAGCGGAGGGCUGGGGGUGAGCAUGGUGGAGUACGUGCUGAGCUCGUCUCCUGGAGACUCCUGCCUAAGGAAAGGAGGAUUUGGGCCAAGGGAUGCAGAGAGUGACGAGAAUGACAAAGGGGAUAAGAAAAGCAAGGGCACGUUUGAUGGAGAUAAAUUGGGAGAUCUGAAGGAGGAGGGGGAUGUGAUGGAUAAAUCCAAUGGUUUGCCUGUCCAGAACGGGAUCGACGCCGACGUCAAAGACUUCAGCCGCACGCCCGGGAACUGCCAGAACUCUGCCAGCGAGGUGGAUCUGCUGGGCCCCAACCAGAACGGCUCCGAGGGGCUGGCCCAGCUGGCCAGCACCAACGGGGCCAAGCCCGUGGAGGAUUUCUCCAACAUGGAAUCCCAGAGCGUGCCCCUGGACCCCAUGGAGCACGUGGGCAUGGAGCCGCUGCAGUUCGAUUACUCCGGCACUCAGGUCCCCGUGGACUCGGCCGCUGCCACCGUGGGGCUCUUUGACUACAAUUCCCAGCAGCAGCUGUUCCAGAGGCCCAGUGCCCUGGCUGUGCAGCAGCUGACCGCAGCCCAGCAGCAGCAGUACGCCCUGGCCGCUGCCCACCAGCCACACAUAGCAGGUUUAGCUCCCGCUGCCUUCGUCCCCAACCCCUACAUCAUCAGCGCGGCGCCUCCGGGGACCGAUCCCUACGCGGCCGGGCUGGCGGCAGCUGCCACGCUAGGCCCGGCUGUGGUGCCUCACCAGUACUAUGGAGUCACUCCCUGGGGAGUUUAUCCCGCCAGCCUCUUCCAGCAGCAAGCGGCCGCCGCCGCCGCCGCCACCAACUCUGCCAACCAGCAAACCACGCAGCAAACCCAGCAGGGCCAGCAGCAGGUGCUCCGUGGAGGAGCCAGCCAGCGUCCCCUGACUCCCAACCAGAACCAGCAGGGCCAGCAGACGGAUCCUCUGGUGGCCGCCGCCGCCGUCAACUCCGCGCUCGCCUUCGGCCAGGGGCUGGCAGCAGGAAUGCCAGGGUACCCAGUGCUGGCUCCUGCUGCUUAUUACGACCAAACCGGAGCCCUCGUGGUCAACGCUGGGGCCAGGAACGGCCUGGGGGCUCCUGUGCGCCUGGUGGCCCCUGCCCCUGUCAUCAUCAGCUCCUCUGCAGCCCAGGCAGCGGUGGCGGCGGCGGCGGCGUCGGCCAACGGAGCGGCCGGGGGGCUGGCAGGGACCACCAACGGCCCCUUCCGAGCCCUGGGCACGCAGCAGCCCCAGCCCCAGCAGCAGCCCACCAACAACCUGGCCUCCAGCUCCUUCUACGGGAACAGCUCCCUGAGCAGCAACUCGCAGAGCAGCUCGCUCUUCUCGCAGGGCUCUGCCCAGCCAGCCAACACCUCCCUGGGCUUCGGCAGCAGCUCCUCCCUGGGAGCCACGCUGGGCUCCGCGCUGGGCGGCUUCGGCACCGCAGUGGCAAACUCCACCACGGGCAGUGGCUCCCGCCGGGACUCCCUGACGGGCAGCAGCGACCUGUACAAGAGAACCUCGAGCAGCCUGACCCCCAUCGGCCACAGCUUCUACAACGGGCUGGGCUUCUCCUCCUCUCCCGGGCCCGUGGGGAUGCCCCUGCCCAGCCAAGGGCCCGGCCACUCGCAGACUCCUCCUCCUUCCCUGUCCUCGCACGGAUCCUCCUCCAGCCUCAACCUGGGGGGUCUGACGAACGGCAGUGGCCGUUACAUCUCCGCGGCGCCGGGUGCGGAGGCCAAGUACCGUAGCGCGAGCAGCGCGUCGAGCCUGUUCAGCCCCAGCAGCACGCUGUUCCCAUCAUCCCGCCUGCGCUACGGCAUGUCAGACGUCAUGCCCUCGGGCCGCAGCCGCCUGCUCGAGGACUUCCGCAACAACCGCUACCCCAACCUGCAGCUGCGCGAGAUCGCCGGCCACAUCAUGGAGUUCUCGCAGGACCAGCACGGAUCCAGGUUUAUUCAGCUGAAACUGGAGCGUGCCACCCCAGCAGAGCGUCAGCUGGUGUUCAACGAGAUCCUGCAGGCAGCCUAUCAGCUCAUGGUGGAUGUCUUCGGCAAUUAUGUCAUCCAGAAGUUCUUUGAGUUUGGCAGCCUGGAGCAGAAGCUGGCACUGGCAGAGCGCAUCCGUGGCCACGUGCUGUCGCUGGCGCUGCAGAUGUACGGCUGCAGGGUGAUCCAGAAGGCCCUGGAGUUCAUCCCCCCAGACCAGCAGGUAAUUAACGAGAUGGUUCGGGAGCUGGACGGGCACGUGCUCAAGUGCGUCAAGGACCAGAACGGGAACCACGUGGUGCAGAAAUGCAUCGAGUGUGUGCAGCCUCAGUCCCUGCAGUUCAUCAUCGAUGCCUUCAAGGGCCAGGUGUUCGCUCUGUCCACGCACCCCUACGGCUGCCGGGUGAUCCAGAGGAUCCUGGAGCACUGCCUGCCCGAGCAGACCCUGCCCAUCCUGGAGGAGCUCCACCAGCACACGGAGCAGCUGGUGCAGGAUCAGUAUGGGAAUUACGUUAUCCAGCACGUCCUGGAGCACGGCCGGCCCGAGGACAAGAGCAAGAUCGUAGCAGAGAUCAGAGGCAACGUGCUUGUGUUGAGUCAACAUAAAUUUGCCAGUAACGUGGUGGAGAAGUGUGUGACGCACGCGUCGCGCACGGAGCGCGCCAUGCUGAUCGACGAGGUGUGCACCAUGAACGACGGCCCCCACAGUGCCUUAUACACCAUGAUGAAGGAUCAGUACGCCAACUACGUGGUGCAGAAGAUGAUCGACGUGGCAGAGCCGGCCCAGAGGAAGAUUGUCAUGCACAAGAUCCGGCCCCACAUCGCCACCCUGCGCAAAUACACCUACGGGAAGCACAUCCUGGCCAAGCUGGAGAAAUACUACAUGAAAAACGGGGUGGAUCUGGGGCCCAUCUGCGGCCCCCCCAACGGCAUCAUCUGAGCCCAGCCCGCCUCCAGAGGCACUCCAGGAUCCCAGAACCCAGCCCAGAACCCACCAUUGGAAUCCAGCCCAAGAAUCCAUCCCAGGAACCCACCAUUGGAAUCCAUCCCAGGAACCCAGCCCAGAACUCAUCCCAGAAUCCAUCCCUGGAAUCCAUCCCAGGAACCCAGCCCAGAACCCACCAUUGGAAUCCAUCCCAAGAAUCCAUCCCAGGAACCCAGCCCAGAACCCACCAUUGGAACCCAGCCCAGGAACCCAGCCCAGAACUCAUCCCAGAAUCCAUCCCUGGAAUCCAUCACAGAACCCAUCACAGGAAUCCAUCCCAGGAAUCCAUCCCAGGAUCCAUCCCAGAAUCCAUCAUUGGAAUCCAUCCCUGGAAUCCAUCCCAGAACCCAUCCCAAGAAUCCAUCACAGGAAUCCAUCCCGGGAACCCAUCCCAGGAACCCAGCCCAGGAAUCCACCCCAGGAAUCCAUCCCUGGAACCCAUCCCAAAAUCCAUCCCAGGAACCCAUCCCAGAAUCCAUCACACGAAUCCAUCCCAAAAUCCAUCCCAGGAAUCCAUCCCAGGAAUCCAUCCCAGGAAUCCACCCCUGGAGCCCAUCCCAAAAUCCAUCCCUGGAGCCCAUCCCAGAAUCCAUCCCAAAAUCCACCCCAGGAUCCAUCCCAGGAUCCAUCCCAGGGUCCACCCACCCCACCCGCCACGGUUGCUAAAAGAAUAAACAACAAAACCACAACCAAACAAAACCCACAAAAAAAAAAAGAAACAACAAACAAAGAAAAGCAGAAAACAAAAACAAAAAAACACACAAAAAAAAAGAAGAGAAGCCUUUGUAAAUUUCUUUAAUUUUAUUAUGCAUAACAUGUACUAAUUAUUUUUUUUAAUUAACUAAUUGCCCUGCUGUUUUACUGGUGUAUAGAAUUCUUGUACAUAGGUCUCAGAUGUACAUGGAAGGCCACAUUUUUGUUCACUGUUGUAUCUAUAUUCCAAAUGUGGAGACUUUCAGGGUGGUUGGUUUGAAGACAACAAACAAACAAAACAGGGAAUGAAAAACAAAACAAAACCCAUUUUUAAUUCAUCAUUUUUUGCAAAUAACUUUUUUUUUGAGGGUUUUUUUUUUUUUAACCUCCUUUUAGCCCAAAAGUCAGCGAGAAGUUGGGAUUUUAGCUCAGUGACACCACUGCUAAGAAAUACUGAAAAGAGGAAAAUUCAACUUGCUAAAGUCUGGUUUUAAACGGAGACACCAAAAUUCCGGUUUGGGGACUUUUUAAUGGUUUUAUUUCUAUUUUAUUUGUGACUCUGACAUGCUGGAGGAGGGAGCUUAGCUGGCAUUUUCAGAAAACACCCAGAGAUGAUUUUAAACAGGAGGAUUUUUGGGAUUUUUUUAUGCCCACUCCUCUGUUCACCUGGAGAGACACAAUUUGAUUAUUUAGCAUGAGGAAAAAACAAAACAAAAAAAAAUCCAACUUGGCUUUGGUCUUGCUUCUAUAAAUAUAUAGUGUAUACUUGGUGUAGACUUUACAUAUAUAAAAAUUUGUAGUAUUUUCUUGUUUUGAUGUCUGAUCUGUAUCUAUAAUGUACCCUAGUAGUGGAACAUACUUCUGACUGUACAAUUGUACAUUUGUAAACCUCUGUAAUGUAAAUGUGGAGAAGUUUGAAUCGACAUAAAACCCGUUUUUUGGUAAGAAAACAGGAAAAAAAAAAGAAUUUAGCAAAACCUGUGCAUUUCAGUGUAUAUUCACACCUUUUAUGGUCGUAGCAUAUAGUGUUGUAUAUUGUAAAUUGUAAUUUCAACCAGAAGUAAAUUUUUUCUUUUGAAGGAAAUGUUCUCUUUAUACAGCCUAGUUAAUGUUUAAAAACAAAACAAAAAAAAAAAAAAAGGAAGAAAAAUAAACUGCUUGGUUUUAUUUGUCACCUAGUUGGACAGUAGAGAUCCUUUCUAAAUGUUCUACAGACCUGAUUCAGUUCCAAAUAGUGUUUUUUUGAAUCUUACAAAGUAAUGUUUUGCUUCUUUUGUGACAGUAAGAAACAAAAAGUGCAAAAGUACAGCCCCCUCCCGGUUUUCCUUACAAUCAGAGCCCCUUUUCACCUUGUAAAGUGUGAAUCACCUCCCCCCUUUUUUGUACAGAAGAUGAACUGUAUUUUGCAUUUUGUCUACUUGUAAGUGAAUGUAACAUACUGUCAAUUUUCCUCGUUUGAAUAUAGAAUUGUAACACUACACGGUGUACAUUUACAGAGCCUUGUGUAUAUUUCCAAUGAACUUUUUUGCAAGCACACUUGUAACCAUAUGUGUAUAAUUAACAAACCUGUGUAUGCUUCUGCCUGGGCGACUAUUUUUUGUAACUCUUGUGUAGAUUGUCUCUAAACAACGUGUGAUCUUUAUUUUGAAAAAUACAGAACUUUGGAAUCUG